This is a messenger RNA of Podarcis muralis (Common wall lizard), 4475 nucleotides long. The record is from RefSeq and is a predicted model, not a curated record. Lineage: Eukaryota; Metazoa; Chordata; Lepidosauria; Squamata; Lacertidae.
UGGGAACAGGGAGGCGGCGCUGCCCAAACGGGAGAGAGGGGUUGGCGGGAGUCGGUCGGCACCUGCGUAGCGGACCAGACGCGCGUCGCCUUUUCCGUUGAGGGGCAGCCGCUCUCCGGCCACCGGGUGGUCUGUUACGUUGCGCCCUCGGCUCUUCUGCGGAUCCGGCGGGUUAAGCCAGAGCUAGAGCCUCCUGUCUCUGGGCGUCCAGGCCGAAUGGAGGCUGCCGGGGGCGCCGCUGCGGCUCCUGGAGUGAAACCCAAAAAAAAGAGAAGACGUGGCAUGUCAAGGGAUGUUGAAGUGGAAGAUGAAACUGAACAUGAGCCAGAAUCUGCACUUGAUUAUGAUGGUGAUGAAGAAGAUGAAGAAGAGGAAGAAGAAGAAGAGGCUGAAGAUUAUGAGGAAGAAAUCGAACCGCAAUAUUUAUAUUGUGAAGAAGACAUGAACAACAACAAGAUUGAAACUAAAGUUGGUGUACAAGAGUGGCCUGAUGGUUCUAGCUAUAGAGGAGAAUUUGCAUUGGAUCUAAAACUUGGGUAUGGAGAAUUUGCGUGGGACAAUGGUGAGAGAUAUGUGGGGCAGUUUUAUAAAGAUCACCGUCAUGGCAAAGGGGUUUACUUCUGGCCUGAUGGCUCCAAAUUUAUAGGGUCAUUUUAUCUUAGCCGUAAAGAAGGCUACGGUGUCAUGGAAUUUAACGAUGGAAGAAAAUUUCAGGGGCUUUACAAGGGUGAUGAGCGGUUUGGACCAGGAAUUGAAACCCAUCCAGAUGAUAGCCAAGACAUUGGAUUGUGGCAUCGAAAUCAUAUAAUUAAACUAUGUACGGAAAUACCUGGAUAUUUCACUCUUGCGGAUUUCCCAGAACUUAGUGUCUAUUUUGAUGCUGAGACCAGCAGAGAGUAUAUUUCAGAGGAUACGCAUAAGUUUUGGGAUUUGAAUGAGGAGAAGGACCCAUUUUUCUACCACUACAAGCGUCUUCUUUUAGAUGAUGAUAGCUACACAUUGCCUGAAAACCUGUACAUAUACUCAAUUGAUGCGGAUAAUCUUCCUCAUACUAAGACCUUCCUGAAAGACUUUGAUUGCCAGUAUUUUAAGGAAAAGAAACGGUUGGCUUAUGAAAAACUAUGGCCUAUAACCAAUAUAACCCCUUUCUUGGUCAGGAUGCAGAAACACAUCUAUAGAUAUAGGCAUUACCAGAAGGACGUGGACUGGGAUGUUAAUUUCAUUUUGGAAGGCUACCGGAAUGGCUUUGGAGAGAAAGGUCCCAAAGAGCUUGCUGGUGAAGAGCUGAUUAAGAAGGCAGCCGAAGGAAACUAUAAUAGAGUUGAUGAGAUUCUGAUGGACAACCUGGCCCCAGAUAUAGCAGAUGUACAUGGAUAUACUGCCCUUGCUGCUGCUGCUAUGAAUUACCAUGAUGACAUCAUCAACCUUCUUCUUGAUAAUGGGGCUGAUGUGAAUAAAUGUAGUGAUGAAGGAUUAUCAGCUCUUUCUAUGUGUGUUAUUCAUUAUUUCCCAGAAGAAUCAUUUCAGCCCAACAUUGCUGAAAGGAACUUCUCUCGAAGAGAGGCGAUGGAAGAAAUGCUAGAAGAAAUAUCUCCAGGAUCUAUGCCAUUUUCGCAAUCGGAGUCCUCUCAACCAUCUCAGCCGAGUACAGAAUUGAAAGGAUCCUCUUCUGCCAGCCAUGCAUCACCAGAAGCACUGUCGAGCUCUGCUGAAAAGUCAGAACGUGGCACAUAUGUUAAGUCAUCUGAGGAAUCGGAGAACAGCGUUGUAGAAAAGAGCUCUGAGACAAAUUGUGGCAUUUACAACUUCAAGAUUCAGGUUUCGGUAGAAGCCAUGCAGCGCGGUGCAGCUGCUCUUAGUGAACACAUGUUAAAAGUGCCAUACUUCGCUGACUGCGAAGGGCUCGUUCAGCAGGAAGGCACUUUGGGAAGAAUGGCAGCAUCAAUAACAGAACACGCAAAGAGACUGGCUACUAUCAAGCUGCUGCUCAGGAGAGGUGCAGAUCCCAAUAUGUGCAGAAUCCCUAUGUAUGUCCUCUUCUUUGCUGUUAAAGCUGCAGAUCCAAAUGCAGUGAGAUUUCUUUUAGAAGCUGGAGCAAGGACUGAUAUACGACUUCCGACCAGACUUGGAGGCACAGCUCCUCUUCAUAUUGCUGCUGCUCUUCCUGGUGAAGAAGGGGUUGAAAUAACAAGCUCACUACUUCAUUCAGCUACAGAUCCUAACGUAAGGGCGGAGGAUGAGAAUGAUAUAUAUGGUCCUGAUAGGACUUCAUACAAGAAUGAGCUUACUGAAAAUAUAUCUAUGAUUAAAAUGAAUAAUGAAAUGGGACCACCCAAAAACUACUACAAAGAAUGUGCCAUUAUCCCAGAGGAAGGUGGGAGGACACCUCUUCAUAUUGCAUGUGAGAGGGAAGAUGAUUAUGAGAAUGCAAGCAGAGUUGUUCGUCUUCUUUUAGAACACAAUGCAAAUCCAAAUGUCUUGUGGAGUGGCCACUCCCCUCUUUCUCUGGCUAUAGCUAGUGGAAAUGAUCAGGCAGUGGCUGAGCUUCUGGCUGGUGGAGCUGAACCAAAUCUCCCACUAGGCCAAGUAGUUGGAAGUGCCCUGUGUGCUGUCGCUAACACAACCUAUGAAUUUAAGAGGACGCUAGCAAGUAAGAUUGCAUUGAUUAAUUCUCUAAUAGCAGGAGGUGCAGACAUGUUGAUGCCAAUUACUAUUGGGGAUGAGACAAGAACUGCAGUGGGAACAGUGGUGGACUAUGCACAUUUCAGAAUCUAUCAGGAUAAGAGAAUGCUCCAUACACCGUACCAUGCCCUAUCGCCGACAGAGCGGGAAACCUUCACCAGCCGUAAAAAGUUGUUGGAGUACCUCAGUGAACGGCUUCGAGAGUGCGUCACGUCGAGAGAAAAACAGUGGGAUAGAGAGGAAAUUCGAAGACUCAAAUACGGAAGAAGGAAAUCUGGAGCGGGAGCAAUGGAAGGAGAUGCACCCAAAGUCUUUAAAUAUUGCUACCAAUGUGGACGAUCAGUUGGUGUGAACCUCUCAGUAUGCACGCGCUGUUUUGAGAUCUACACCUGCAGCAAGACUUGUAAAGUGAAGGCUUGGAAUGACCGUCAUAAGAGAGAAUGUGUCCUAGAUGCUAACUCAGCUGAUUUUUGUGGGGAAGAAGAAGAGAGUACUCUGGAGGUGCGUAUAACCAAGUCUGGUCGGAUUCAGAAGGGCAAAGUGGCUCCAACCAGAAAGAAGAAGGAAGGCAAAGAGGGAGAAAGUGAAAGAGCCAGACGUAGAAGAGAGGAGGAGGAGAAAAAGAAGAAGAAGCAAUUGAAAGAUACGACAAAACAACUGAAAGAGGCAGUGUCAAAACACCCUGAGAAGAGCAGCAGCCAUGCAGAUCUCCCUUAUACUGGGAACUAUAGUUACAUUUAAAUGCUUCUGCCUUUUACUGGUACAGCUCAGCUGUAAUUUGAUGUGAAAAAUGCUACAUAAGGGAGAAUGGGGGGAAAGGACGCUAGAAGAUAUAAUCAAAGGAACUUUGCAUUCUUGUGUCAGUACUGAAACCCAUUUACAUUAUUUAAAGUGAGGUUGGGUAACGUGGACGUAUCUGUAUCUUUCCAAGGUCAGUUCUUCUAUACAAACAUAAAACCAAAGUUUUUCACAUUUAAAGAAUACAAAAAUAUAUAAACAGUUCAAAACACUUGGGAUUAGCUGGUAGGCAAGAGGGCAAAAAAUCUGCUUGUUUUUCAGCUACUGCCUUGUCGUUCCAGACAUCAAGGGCUUUAGUUUGUUUCUACCUGGUGGCAAUAGGACUUUUGCCUGCUAAUUGUGAGUACUCAGUGGAAAGUAGUCUUUUCAAAGCAAUUUAGGCUUCACAUACCAGGGCCUUUGCCUAUGGUAGUCUUUUUGUUCUAAGAACUGGCAGCAGUAGGAAAUGUGUGGGAUGAAAUAUUUUGCAUGUGUACAAUUAGUAGGGAGAUAAAUACAGCUGGUCCAAUAAAUGAGGAAGCAAACUCAGGUUCCAGUCCUUAAUCAGUGAACAUUUACUGACUCAAGCUUUGGGAUCUGAUGGAACAAAGUGGAAGAAUCUGGCCCAGAUUAUCUGUUGAUGUUAAUAGGAGAAUAUAGAAUUGAUCCCAAUACCAUUCAGUAGUAUUAGCUGAAGUGAUUGUUUUGAAAUUGUGGACUCUGUUUGAGAGGUACCUCAGCAACUGUAUUAGUGACCUGCACUGUUACAGAUCCUAUUGCAGUCAGUGGAAUUUUUUUUAGAGGUGGGUUGGAAGGCUCAGCAGGGGUUAGUGAUUACAACCAGACAUAAAAAGGUUAGCCACAGUAGAGUACAGUUAUUAUGCUUACUACUGAUUUCACUGAUUUGUGGUCCCUAUACUACAUUGUUAAAUGCAAGAAUCUGUUGACCUGAUUUUUUUGUGUCUGACAUAACUGGUUUUAAAUAUUGCACAAUAAAAAUAACUCUGAAAUACCAU